UCAAACUUGCUACGUCGACAGUGAAAUGGAGAAGAAUUUCGUAUUCGUAUUCGUAUCGUAUAUAUAUUCACUUCAACUAGGGUUUUAAGUUCUCUCUUUCACCAUAUCACAGAACUCGCACACACGCACGCAGGGAGAAACAGGCGCAGCAUCCUUGUCAUCACAUCUGACAAAACACCAAAAUGGCAAGAGGGUUGAAGAAACAUUUGAAGAGGCUCAAUGCUCCGAAACAUUGGAUGCUUGAUAAGCUUGGUGGCGCCUUUGCACCAAAGCCAUCAUCUGGACCUCACAAAUCAAGGGAGUGCCUGCCUUUGAUCCUUAUCCUCCGAAACAGACUAAAAUAUGCUCUGACAUAUAGAGAAGUAAUUGCCAUCUUAAUGCAACGUCAUGUUCUUGUUGAUGGCAAAGUUAGGACUGAUAAGACAUAUCCUGCUGGUUUUAUGGAUGUUGUGUCUAUUCCCAAGACAAAUGAAAAUUUCCGUCUCCUGUAUGACACAAAGGGUCGAUUCCGUCUUCACUCUGUAAGGGAUGAUGAGGCAAAGUUUAAGCUCUGCAAAGUGCGAUCUGUUCAGUUUGGACAGAAAGGGAUACCUUAUUUGAACACCUAUGAUGGGCGCACCAUCCGAUAUCCUGACCCCCUAAUUAAGGCUAAUGACACAAUCAAACUUGACUUGGAACUUAACAAGAUAACUGAUUUCAUCAAAUUUGAUGUGGGGAAUGUUGUUAUGGUGACUGGAGGGAGGAAUAGAGGUCGUGUUGGUGUCAUCAAGAACAGGGAAAAACACAAAGGAACCUUUGAGACCAUUCACGUCCAGGAUUCCGCUGGUAAUGAGUUUGCAACCCGGUUGAGUAAUGUCUUCACCAUUGGCAAAGGUACAAAACCAUGGGUGUCUCUACCCAAAGGCAAGGGUAUUAAAUUGACUGUCAUUGAGGAGGCUAGGAAGCGGAUUGCUUCUCAACAAGUGGCAGCUGCUUAAAUUUUAAUACUUUAUAUUGUUUGGUAAUUUAGCCAUUUAGAUUGUUUAUGAGACUGUUUCGCGGCUAGAUUGUUUGAAUCACAAUUUUGAACAUGACUUGAUGUGAGUUCAAUUUGUUUGAAAAUCUAUGUUGGAUGACAUUUUUUGUUCUCAAUUUUGUCUUCCAGUUGUAUUAGAAUUGAAUUACAGUAUAAAUUUAUGAUUUGACUAUCA
Messenger RNA from Trifolium pratense (red clover), 1190 nucleotides. Its product is annotated as 40S ribosomal protein S4-3-like. Gene Ontology annotation, biological process: translation. Lineage: Eukaryota; Viridiplantae; Streptophyta; Magnoliopsida; Fabales; Fabaceae. The transcript is spliced from 5 exons. The record is from RefSeq and is a predicted model, not a curated record. Bases 183 to 977 code for a protein of 264 amino acids. Gene Ontology annotation, molecular function: structural constituent of ribosome; RNA binding. Gene Ontology annotation, cellular component: ribosome; cytosolic small ribosomal subunit.